AUGGAAGGAGCUCUGAUUGAUCGCGUCCUCGCACACCCGGCCGUUCAGGCCAUUGACGUCAGCCAGCUGGAGGGUUGGCAAGACCUUGGGAGGGUAUUCGUGAGGGCAUUUAAUGACAAGGGCCAGCGCUACCCAAUCGAUUUUGACAACGCGUACGUUUGGCUGCAGUACGGAAGGAAGGACAGUGCUCUAAGGGCUCUGAAGUGUCGUCUUGGGGAAGUUACCGACUACAUAAUCAUUCUUGGAAAGAACCAAGAAUCCAAGUCAGAGAACCGAGGGCCGGCUCCGGACAAAUACUACCUGACGAUGGAGGCGUUUUUCAUGUUUGCAUUACGGGCUUCUGGGGAGAGGGGGGACAUCGUCAGAAGAUUCUUCAUAGCCGUGAGGGAAGCAUACUUUGAGACGAUACAGGAGCUGGAGGACAACCCCAACACCCCUGCCCGUGUUACUCUGGACCGACACGAGAAGUUUGUGGACGGCCAACUCAUGGAGUUGGGAAAAGAAUGUUCCAAGGCCAUCAGGGUAGAGGCCCAAGUGCGGGACAGGCUGGCUAGCAAGCUGGUGGGGGCUCGGACAGAGGUUCGCUGUGAGUACGGUAUGAUCGACAUUCUGACAGACACAGAGGUGAUCGAGGUGAAGGUGUAUCACAAGUGGAAGCACGCUUUGGGACAGUGCCUAUCAUACGGUCUCAGCUUCUCAGACCGGCAGAUCCGGAUACAUCUCUUUGCAAACUUCAGCGAUUGGGACGAUGCUAACAAGCAGAGGGGUGCCAUCCUUGAGAUCUGCUCGAAGUUUGGCGUUAAAGUGACACUCGAGAGGCUCGAGGCGGCCCCUUCUGUGUCCACACUUAGGGCGAUCAAUCCAGCCGGAAAUUGCAACUGCUCAGCCGACAUGGAGGUAGCCCUUGCCGACCGCGUCCUCGCACACCCAGCCGUUCAGGCCAUCGACGUCAGCCAGCUGGACGGCUGGGAAGAGCUGGGGAAGGUAUUCGUAAAAUGCUUUGAUGAGAAGGGCCAGUGCUACCCGAUCGAUUUCGACGACGCAUACGUGUGGUUGCAGUACGGGCGGAAGGACGGAGCUCUUCGAAGUAUGAAGGCUCGUUGCACAGAAGGCGCGGAUUACACAUAUGUCCCAGGGGGGGUCCAACGAGAUGGGGAAGGGGUCUACGUCGCAUUCCAACCGGACAAGUACUAUCUCACUGUGGACGCCUUCGAGCGGUUUGCGAUGGCAGCACAGACAGAGGCUGGCGAGCGAGUUCGAGCCUUCUUCAGGGCAAUCAGGGACGCCUACUUGGAGCUCACUGCAAGCGGUCCACAGCCCGCCAUCAUUUCGCCAGAGGAUCCGCUGCUUCCCAAGAAGCAAGGCGUCUUGUUCAACGGCACCGAGGUCUUGCUUGCGAAGGAAAAGACCCGGCAGUUGGAGAUCGAGGCAAACGCACGGGUGUGCAUCGCUGAGAUGGACCAUGAGUACAGGAUGGCCACUCUGAGCCCGAAGCCCCCUCGCAAGCGGAGUCGAACCUCUGCAGGAGACCGCCAGGACGUUCAGGGGACUUCUGAGGACGUGCAGGAGCCCUCGGACCAGCAAUUGGCGCCCCAGGCCCCGCAUCCGCGCAGCACGGCCGCUGUCGAGGCCGUCAUCAAGCACUUUGUUGCCGAGCACUGCACUGUGGACUCCACGGAGAUUGUGGCCUCGAGCUCCUUCCUCGAGAGGCUCGUCGCCACCAUGUACGAGGGCCAGCGCGCUCCCUCCGCAAGGGCCGUGGGAGUUGUCAUGCAUAAGUUAGGCUACGAAGGGUACCGAUACUUUGCGAGGUUGAUGUUUGCUGACCUGUUGACCUCAGUCCAGUUGGAGUUGAUAAAGGCGGUAUUGUUUGCAAUAACCCCUGCGUUGCCCAGAGGGUCUCUUACGUUUCCCUGA
Molecule: messenger RNA, 1917 nt
Organism: Klebsormidium nitens
Lineage: Eukaryota; Viridiplantae; Streptophyta; Klebsormidiophyceae; Klebsormidiales; Klebsormidiaceae
Source: the annotation of a GenBank genome assembly